AUGAAUAACUAUAUAAUAUUUAAAUAUUUACUUCCAGUUAAUAAAUUUGUAUACAGAAUAGAUUUUUCAUUUGGACCAGGUUCACUAGUAACAGAAUACUUUAAACUUGUUUCAAUAUUUGAAACGUCAAACGGUAAAACUAGAGCAGAAGCACUAUAUUUAAAAUUAUUAUUGUCUCCUUCUACAAAACCGUAUGGAAAUAUCAUUGACUUCGGAUCAGAAUUACCAACUUUAAUAUUUAGCGAUGUUAAAUAG
This is a messenger RNA of Dictyostelium purpureum, 255 nucleotides long. RefSeq lists its product as uncharacterized. The transcript is spliced from 2 exons. The coding region runs from base 1 to 255 and encodes 84 amino acids. Lineage: Eukaryota; Evosea; Eumycetozoa; Dictyosteliales; Dictyosteliaceae. The record is from RefSeq and is a predicted model, not a curated record.